This is a messenger RNA of Rhinolophus ferrumequinum (greater horseshoe bat), 3738 nucleotides long. It is a transcript of the gene CEP131, whose product is annotated as centrosomal protein 131. NCBI's taxonomy places the organism in Eukaryota, Metazoa, Chordata, Mammalia, Chiroptera, Rhinolophidae. Gene Ontology annotation, biological process: regulation of centrosome duplication; cilium assembly; intraciliary transport involved in cilium assembly. Gene Ontology annotation, cellular component: centriolar satellite. The transcript has 26 exons. Bases 291 to 3569 code for a protein of 1092 amino acids. The record is from RefSeq and is a predicted model, not a curated record.
CCUCCGUUACGGACCCAGGAGGAGGUGCCAGGUGGUUGCUAGUUGCUAGCUGCCGCCGCUCGCCCGAUCGCUCGGCAUCUUCAUUGUCACCCGGGCCUCGGAGCCAACGCUGGGGCCGAGGGCACGAGGUCAGCGGCCGGAAGCCCGGGUCCCACACGUCCCAGCUGGGCGGACCCCGCGCAGCCCCCGCCCUCUGGCUCCGCAGGCCCUGCGCCCCAGGCCGGGCUCGCGCAGGUGAGGGGCAGUGUGCAGGUGAGGGGGCCACCGUGCACAGGUCUCCCUUAUCCACCAUGAAAGGCUCGCGGGCCGUCAGCGGCCCCUCCGGCCCCCCCGAGGGCAGCAUGGAAAGCGUGGAUCUGAGUCUGACGGGUCUCCCACCACCUGUGUCCCGGCGCCCCAACAGUGAGCGCUCCAUCUCCAAGCCCAUAGGCCGUUCCAUCUCUGUGGUCACCGACAGUGAGCCGAGGAGGAAGGCGCUGGAGGCCACAGGGCCUGCGGGCUCCCGGGCCAUCAACAACCUCCGCAGAUCUAACAGCACCACGCAGGUCCACCAGCCACAAGCCGUCCAGGCGUGGACCGGUCCCCUCAGGCUGGCGGAGCCCCCCGACUUCCUGACACUCUUUGAGGGCAGUCCCAGUGGGAGAAAGAGGCCGGCCAGUCUGGGCAAAGCUUCCAGCGAGAAGGGAGCUACGUGGAACGUCCUGGAUGACCAGCCCAGGACCUGCACCUUGCCGCCUGCCACCCGGAGUCCCAGCACGCCUGAUACACCGGUGGGCCCCCGGAGGAGGGAGUGCACCGUACCCCUGGCACCCAGCUUCACUGCCAACAACAGGAGCAACAAGGGAGCUGUGGGCAACUGCGUCACAACCAUGGUGCACAACCACUACGCCCCGGCAGAGACGGCGCCCCCCAAGAGCUCCAACCACACAGCGCCCUCCCUCAACAAUCUCGUCAAAGCGGCCACCGACGAAGGUGACAGCAGCAGUUUCGGUAAGCUGCCGAAGAACCUGGCCAGCAGCCGCCGUGUGUUCCGGAACAACUCCGCGGCCACCACGGGCCUGCUCAGACGGAGGGAAGUGACGGAGGAGGAGGCCGAGAGGUUUAUCCACCAGGUGAACCAGGCCGCCGUCACCAUCCAGCGCUGGUACCGGCACCAGGCACAGCGGCGCCGAGCUAGAGCAGCCAGCUUGGAGUGCCUGCUGGCGUCCAAGCGAGAGGGCCAGCGGCAGCGGCUGGGAGUGGGGGACCUCCUGGACGUGCACCGGCAGAAGGAGGCAGCCAGGAGGAAGGCCCGGGAGGAGAAGGCGCGCCAGGCCAGACAAACAGCCAUUCAGGAGCUGCAGCAGAAGCGAGCCCAGAAGUCCGGCGGUGCUGAGCUCGGGCUGCUGAAGGGGACCCGGGACCUGGGGAAGGUCCGGCCGGCCCAGGAGCUGCCCCUGAGGCCAGGGGGCACACCCCUCCAGACCCACAAGGCCAACAGCACAGAGGCCAGCUUCCAUGCCGAUGGCCCAGAAGACGCUCACCAGCCUGCCCCUGAGUUGUCCCUGGAGCCCCAGCAGUUCUCAGAGGACAAAGCACAGGAUGCCAGCUCCCAGGACGUGCCUGGCAAGGCCCCAGGAACAGUGGACCCCGCUGGGAGCAGGGCCAAGACCAAGGCCACCCUGGAUGAGCUGCUGGACACACUGAAGCUGCUCGAGGAGGAGCCCGAGCCGCUGCCCCGCCCCAGGGCCUAUCACAAGGACAAAUACGCCUGGACCGAUGAGGAGGAUGAUGCCAGCUCCCUGACAGCCGACAACCUGGAGAAAUUCGGGAAGCUCAGCGCAGCCGCCAGCCGCCCCGAGGACGGGAUGCUGCUCUCGGAGGCCAAGCUACGGAGCAUCAUGAGCUUCCUGGAUGAGAUGGAGAAGUCCGGGCAGGACUGGCCGGCCUCAGCGCCCCAGUGGCUCGUGCUGGAGGAGGGAACGGGACGCCUGGAGUCCGCCUCCGAGGUGAACACGUCCGCGAUGCGGCUGAAGCUGGAGGUGGAGGAGAAGAAGCAGGCGCUGGUGCUGCUGCAGAGGGCGCUGGCGCAGCAGCGGGACCUCACUGUCCGGCGGGUCAAGGAGACCGAGAAGGAGCUGGGCCGGCAGCUGCGGCAGCAAAAGGAGCACUACGAGACCACCAUCCAGCGGCACCUGUCCUUUAUCGACCAGCUCAUUGAAGACAAGAAGACUCUGAGUGAGAAGUGUGAGGCCGUGCUGGCCGAGCUGCGGCAGGGGGACCAGAGGCGUAAGGAGAGGGAGGCCCAGAUGCAGGAGCAGCACGAGCUGGAGAUUAAGAAACUCAAAGAGCUAAUGAGUGCCACCGAAAAAGUCCGUAGGGAGAAGUGGAUUAGCGAGAAGACUCGAAAGAUCAAGGAGAUCACAGUCCGAGGCCUGGAGCCCGAAAUCCAGAAGCUGAUCGCCAAGCACAAGCAGGAGGUGAAGAAGCUCAGGAACCUGCAUGCGGCCGAGCUGCUGCAGGCGGAUGAGCGGGCAGCCCAGCGCUAUGGGCGCCAGGCGGAGGCGCUGCGGGAGCAGCUGCAGCAGGAGAAGGAGUCGCUGUGCCAGCAGGAGCGGGAGCGCGCUCAGCAGCGCUUCGAGCAGCAGCUGGAGCAGGAGCAGCGAGCUCUGCAGCAGCUUCGGCUGCGGCUCCAUAGUGAGGUGGCCGAGGAGAAGGAGCGGCUGGGCCAGCAAGCAGCCAGGCAGCGGAUGGAGCUGGAAGAGCUGAAGCAGCAGCUGGAGGACAGCAGCUCGGCCAGCGCCAGGGCCCUGAGGGCCGAGUUUGAGAAGGGAAGAGGGGAGCAGGAGCGCAGGCACCAGAUGGAGCUGCAGGCCCUGAAGGAGCAGCUGGACGUGGAGAGACAGAUUUGGCAAGCCAACUGCGCCAAGAAAGAGGAAGCAUGGCUGCUGAACCGGGAACGGGAGCUGAAGGAAGAGAUCCGGAGAGGCCGGGACAAGGAGAUCGAGCUGGUAAUCCACCGGUUGGAGGCCGACACAACACUGGCCAGGGAGGAGAGUGAGAGGGCCACCGAGAGCCGCGUCAAGCGUAUCAGGGACAAGUACGAGGCAGAGCUCUCGGAGCUGGAGCAGUCGGAGCGGAAGCUCCAGGAACGGUGCUCGGAGCUGAAGGGGCGGCUGGCAGAGGCGGAGGGCGAGAGUGUGCGCCUGCAGGGCCUGCUGCGGCAGAGGGACCAGGAGCUGACCGACCUGCGGGCGGUGAACGAGCAGCUGGCCAGUGAGCGGGGCAGCCUGGCCCAGGUGCUCCGCCAGGAGUUUGCUGACCGGCUGUCGGCCUCCGAGGAGGAGAACCGGCAGGUCAGAGCCGAGCUGGCCGAGCUUCGGGCCCACCAGCAGCUGGAGCUGGAGCAGCUUACACAGGAGAAGCAGGCGGAGCUGGAGGAAAUGCACGGGAGGGUGAAGAUGGCCUUGGCAAAGAAGGAGGAGGCCGUGAGCAGCCUCCGGAAACAGCACGAGGCGGCGGUGAGGCGAGCUGACCACCUGGCGGAGCUGCUGGAGCAGCGCAGGCGGCUGUUCCCAAGCACCAAGUGACCGCCCACCACCCAUGGCGUGAACAGGCCGACAGCAGCAGGGCUGGGUCCUGGUGGGAAGUGGACACUGCCUGGGCCCCGGCCUUCCUCCUUCCCUGUGCCCGGGGCUCAGUGUCCUGUGGGUAGAGCACCGUGGCUGCAUUUCAACAGUAAAGAGCUGUUUCUUAAUA